Messenger RNA from Penicillium verhagenii, 465 nucleotides. RefSeq lists its product as uncharacterized. Gene Ontology annotation, biological process: proteasome assembly. The record is from RefSeq and is a predicted model, not a curated record. Bases 1 to 465 code for a protein of 154 amino acids. The transcript has 2 exons. NCBI's taxonomy places the organism in Eukaryota, Fungi, Ascomycota, Eurotiomycetes, Eurotiales, Aspergillaceae.
AUGGCUUCAAUGGAAGAUUUGCUACAGGGUUCAAUGAACCUUCCAUUCCCAGCCCCCACAAAACAAGUUGCGGGGCUGGUCGACGGGGUCAAAACUGAUGUCAUUGUCAUGAAUUUCAGCGAUAAGAUUAUGGUUACCAUCUCGCAAGAGGGUCGACUCGCACAUUGGCUACAUGUACCACUUGGAAACCCAAACCCUGGAACUGAUGGCAUGCACACAUUCUCCGAGGGCGCAGAUGAUGGUCUAUUACCCCUCAGUGGAUUGACAGCAACAUCUCUUCUUGGAGGUCAUGCACCAGGCCAAGAUACCAUCGGUCAACUGUUGGCUCGCCAAAUUGGCACUGCUAUCGCAACCAAAUCUCCCGCCGAGCAGCGUUUGCUUGUUGUUGGCUUAGGACUGGGCAAGCUGGCCUCUGAUCGCGAUUCCUUCUUCGCAAUCAUCGACCUUGUCUUGCAAUGUAUCUGA